AUGGCGGAUCCAAACCAGAACCCCAACCUCGUGUCUCCACAAGACUUGCGGCAAAAAGCCCCAAGGACAAUCCCCCAGGUCCUGAUAACCGACCUUUCUACCCGAAACACCAGGAACACUCAAGGCCUAUAUUCUUCCUCGAAUAUCACGGAGGUUACCUAUUUCAGCGAGUUCACCUAUCAGCGAGUGAGAUCACGUUUUGGAACACUUCUUGAAAAUACCAGAAUUCUAAAUGUCUCUUUCACCUCACGGCCCAUAGAGGGUGUUACCACAGAAACAACUAAUGCCGCUAGGAUCACUGAGCACUUCAAGCCCCAGCAUCUACGUCGGCGGCCCAACCGGCUUCCCGGCGACGUCAAGCCUUCCUAUAAAUGGAACUUGAAUAUGAUCGACGAUCGUGAUGAACAUGUCCAGAAGGAGUUCAAGCAAAUCUUAUCGCAAGUGAACUACUAUAUGAAGCAGCACCAUACCCGUUACGGGUUCGUGAUAACUGAUCAAGAGCUGGUUGCAAUCAAAAGGCUGAACCGCGACGGUGAACUGCAAGUGUCGGACUCAAUUCCUUGGACGGACCGCGGAACUCCAGACCAGCCAUGCAUGACCGUGCUUCUUGCACUUUGGUACUUAGGUAUGCUGGCAGCCGACGAACGCGGAUGGCGUCUCAACUGA
Messenger RNA from Aspergillus japonicus CBS 114.51, 666 nucleotides. RefSeq lists its product as uncharacterized. Lineage: Eukaryota; Fungi; Ascomycota; Eurotiomycetes; Eurotiales; Aspergillaceae. The coding region runs from base 1 to 666 and encodes 221 amino acids. The transcript has 2 exons. The record is from RefSeq and is a predicted model, not a curated record.